Molecule: messenger RNA, 1562 nt
Organism: Leguminivora glycinivorella
Lineage: Eukaryota; Metazoa; Arthropoda; Insecta; Lepidoptera; Tortricidae
Product: myrosinase 1-like
Exons: 12
Coding region: 39-1523 (494 amino acids)
Biological process (GO): carbohydrate metabolic process
Molecular function (GO): beta-glucosidase activity
Source: RefSeq, a predicted model, not a curated record
AGCGCGCUUGCGCAGUCCGAUCCCGUUUGCGUUCCAAGAUGAACCGCACGCGACUUUAUAUAUUAUCGUUGAUCUUAGCUUUGGUGGCAGAAAUCGCCUGCCAGAGUUUCCCACCAGAGUUCCAGUUUGGGGUAGCCACCUCCUCGUACCAAAUCGAGGGGGCGUGGAACGUUAGCGAUAAGGGUGAGAGUAUCUGGGACCACCUCCUACACAUCAGACCGGAUAUCAUAGCAGACCUGAGCAAUGGAGAUGUCGCUUGCGACUCCUAUCAUCUUUGGAAGCAAGAUAUUGACCUCAUCGCUGAUAUGGGACUGGAUUUUUACAGAUUUUCCAUAAAUUGGCCGCGUCUGCUCCCAACCGGGUUUCCGAAUAAGGUCAGCGAAGACGGAGCGCGUUACUAUGGAAACCUGAUCGACGGCCUGCGGGCGCGCGGCAUCGCACCGGUGGUUACGCUUUACCACUGGGAGCUACCGCAGAGCUUGCAGGACCUUGGUGGCUGGACUAACCCCCUGUCUGUGGAGUGGUUCGCCGAUUACGCCCGUAUAGUGUUUACCCUGUUUGCCGACCGGGUUGACACUUGGAUCACCAUCAACGAGCCAAUCUUCGCCUGUGAAUCUCCUUACAGAGGCAUCGUGGCCCCAGCAAUAGUAAGCGAUGUGGGGGCGCUACUGUGCUCAAAGUACAUAAUGCUUGCGCACGCGGCGGCCUACAGGGUCUACGAUGAGGAGUUCAAACCCCAAUAUGGCGGUCAAGUAUCCUUCGCCCAUCAUGAAUUCUGGUUCGAGCCUAAGACUGACAAAGAUCAGGAAUUGACAGAACUGGCCAGAGAUUACGCGUUCUCCCGCUUCUCUUACCCCGUAUAUUCCACCGAAGGCGGUUGGCCGCCAUUGCUAGAAGCAUAUAUGGCGGAGAAGAGUAGAAUAGAGGGGUACACUCGAUCUAAACUGCCUGCAUUUACUGCAGAGGAAAUUAAGCUGCUGAAAGGUACCUACGACUUCUUCGCCAUAAACCACUACACGUCCAGAACCGUCCGAGCUGCGCUCUCUGGCGAAGAGUUUGGGAUAUUUGGUAUUGAUGGGUUAGACGAGAUAGGCGCCGUGCUCGAGAGCAAGCCAGAGUGGGGAUCAGCACUUGGUUGGCUCAAAGUUAACCCAGAAGGUAUCAGACACGUCUUGAACAGGAUCAAACACCAGUACGGAGACUUGAAGGUCAUGAUCACAGAAAGUGGUUACUCUGAUGAUAGUGAUGACCUGAAUGACGUCGGGCGGAUCGACUACUAUAAAACAUAUUUGGAACAGGUGCUGCUUGCUAUAAACGAAGAUAAAGUGAACGUCGUGGGUUACACGGCGUGGUCGCUCAUCGACAAUUUCGAGUGGAACUCUGGCUAUCAGUCCCACUUCGGUCUGUACGCAGUAGAUUUUUCGGAUCCAAGUCGCAAGCGCACCGCUAAAGCGUCCGCGCGGUACUACGAGAGCGUUGCACGCACAAAGUCUUUGGACGUAGAGAAUUUAACUGCGAACUGAGUAUUAAUUAAAAUAUAUAGAUUUUUUUUAUUUAUUACU